AUGAAGACUUGCGACGGCCUAGAUGGCGUCGCCGGCGCACCAAAGAUGACGGAGUCACUUAUUUUCCAGCAGUGCCGGAGACACCAGGGCUACUCGACACCUGAGCUCAACGAAAAGCUCUACUUGCACCACCUCGGCUUCACCCAGCUCGACAGCCUCGCAGCCUUCACCGGCUGCGUCGUGCUCUACCUCGAUCACAACGCCCUAAGCGACCUUGCCGGACUCGCCGCGCUUACCCGCCUCGACUCUCUGUACCUUUCCUGCAACGCGCUCUCCCACCUCGACUCGAUGCCUCGCUUGCCGGCCUUGCGCACCUUGGAUGUCACCCAGAACCAGAUUGUGACACUCAACGGGCUCGACGAGGCGGCGCCGCAGCUACAGACGCUGCUGGCAGGACACAACAGACUGCAGCGCCUCGACGGUGUGCAGGGGCUUUCCGGUCUGCUGUCGCUCGAUGUGUCGAGCAACUGCAUCAAAGACGAGGAGAGGACGAGUGCCUGCCUGUGCGGCAGCCGCGCCACGCUGCGCACCCUGCUGCUUCAUGGGAACGAGCUGUGCCGUCACACAGCGCACUACCGCAAGCGCUGGAUUGCAGCGUUUCCAGCGCUGCGGUUUCUCGACGAGUACCCCGUCUUCGACGAUGAGCGCGCGCGUGCUGAGGCCUUUGCUGGCGGGGGCACGGCAGCCGAGGCGGAAAUCCGCAGCGCGCAGCGCGCUCGUGCACUUGCCGAGGCGCGAGAGCAGUUCGCGUACUAUGGCGAUAUCCGCGAGGCGCAACGCGCUGCCCGGCGCCGCAACGGUGCGGAAACGCGAGCAACCCCAUACUUCCUCGCUCACACACCCACCAUCGACAGGACGGUUGCGCAGGACGCCGAAGACGAACCCAUCUACAUCCCAGCAACACGCGGCGCUGCCCUUCACCAGGACCCGCUGCGUGGCUAA
This is a messenger RNA of Leishmania mexicana MHOM/GT/2001/U1103, 942 nucleotides long. RefSeq lists its product as hypothetical. Bases 1 to 942 code for a protein of 313 amino acids. Lineage: Eukaryota; Euglenozoa; Kinetoplastea; Trypanosomatida; Trypanosomatidae. The transcript has a single exon. Gene Ontology annotation, molecular function: protein binding. The record is from RefSeq and is a predicted model, not a curated record.